AGUCUCUUUGGCGGCGGCGCGCAAAAGACGGGGACGGGUCUUUUCGGCGGAGCAGCAAGCACUACAGCUUCAACUGGCGGCGGCCUGUUUGGAAACACCCAAGCAGCGACUACUGCGCCUACACCUGCGAUGACUGGAACUGGUCUCUUUGGCAACACUCCCGCAGCAACACAACAGGCCCCAGCAGGAGGUCUCUUGUCCGCGACGACCACAGCCACUUCACUAGGCACACCAACUCCUACGGGUCAGAAGCCAGCAGGAGGCGGUCUGUUUGGAAACACUGCUACUGCUCAGGCGGCACCCGCCACAGGCACAACAAGUCUCUUUGGCCAGAAGCCAGCGGGAGCAAGUCUCUUUGGAGGUGCUGCGCCUGCUCAGCAGACUACAACAGGACAAAACGCAAACCCAUUCGGGCAGUCGACGGCUCAGGUAUCAGCCGUCCAGAUCAACUACGACAACAUCCGCCAUCGAACACGCUUCGACGACCUGGCCAAGCCGGUACAAGAUGAGAUUGCGCUGCUGGACAAGGGCAUCCAGAGGGUGAUCAAGAUGCGGGACGAAAUUGGAGAGUUCAUGCCACAGCACGAGAAGGAUAUUGAACAGCUAGGCCGAGAUGUCAGCUUUGUCGAGUCCAAGUUCCGUAUCGUCGAUGCGGCCCUCAACAACGACGUCAACACCGUCAAGAAUCUGCAUGACCAGACACGGAAGAAUGCAGCCGAUGCCCGACUGUGCUUCCGCGGCGCCGACAACCUCAAGCUGCCAGCGCACUACCACCAGACGGGCUUGUUUGCCAGCCAGGCCCCAACGGCCAGCUCGAACGGAGGCGACGCCGCGUCAACGCACGCAGAUGCGCAGGAUCUCAUCACCUACUUCAACCGCAUCUGCGACGACAUAGAAAAGUCAAAGGCCCGCCUCGACGAGUACCGCGGCAGUAUCGAGCGUGAUAUGCCCGGCGUCGAGAACGGUCUGUACGAGCAGAUCCGCUCCCUACGCGAUCGUAGCACCACGAGCAUCGUGGUGCAGGACAAGCUAAACGAGGUGCUCCUGGCACUGCGGGAUACGGGUAAUGCCAUUAUUUACCAGGCUGGGCAGAUUGCCGACACGCGAGAGCGACUGUCCCGACUUCAAGCGGGUAUUGUGGACAGCGGAGUGUAUGGUCUGAGCAUCAAUGCCUAAGCGGACAGGAGAAGGAGGGAAUGUGGAUAGAGAUUGUUGGGAGGUAAUAUCAAUCAAUCAAUAUAUUGGGUAUCGUGAGAGCUCGGUUUCGAGAACAAGGGGGAUCGGUUAUAGAGGCCGCGUGUAUGGAUUGUAGCAAGAUUCUUGAAGGAGGCGUCUUUAUGACAUGUACGAAUAUACAAGACAAAAACUUGACAGGUUUUGAAAGACUGGGAGUAGGGUGAGCACAAAUUGGACAAUUUACCAUUGAAGAUC
Molecule: messenger RNA, 1431 nt
Organism: Fusarium vanettenii 77-13-4
Lineage: Eukaryota; Fungi; Ascomycota; Sordariomycetes; Hypocreales; Nectriaceae
Exons: 3
Coding region: 130-1176 (348 amino acids)
Biological process (GO): nucleocytoplasmic transport
Cellular component (GO): nuclear pore
Molecular function (GO): structural constituent of nuclear pore
Source: RefSeq, a predicted model, not a curated record